Molecule: messenger RNA, 2541 nt
Organism: Heterostelium album PN500
Lineage: Eukaryota; Evosea; Eumycetozoa; Acytosteliales; Acytosteliaceae
Exons: 4
Coding region: 1-2541 (846 amino acids)
Biological process (GO): peptide catabolic process
Cellular component (GO): cytosol; mitochondrion
Molecular function (GO): metalloendopeptidase activity; metal ion binding
Source: RefSeq, a predicted model, not a curated record
AUGAAUAAUAAUAAUAAAGUAGAAAUUGAUAAAUCACCAUCAGACUAUAGAGAAUAUAGAUAUGUAAAGUUGGAGAAUGGCCUCUCAGUGUUGUUGAUUCACGAUGAGCAAGAACAACAAUCGGCUGCAUCUCUAUCGGUUGGUGUUGGAAGUUUCCAAAAUCCAAAGGAAUACGAAGGUUUGGCUCACUUCCUUGAGCACAUGUUAUUCUUGGGUACAGAGAAAUAUCCAGUGGAGAAGGAGUUCCUCACUCAUAUCGAGCAGAACGGUGGCAGCUAUAAUGGAGUCACUCACUACUACUGUACCUCCUAUUACUUCAAGAUCAAUCAGCAACAUCUCGAGCAGGCACUCGAUCGGUUCUCAUCGUUUUUCAUCUCGCCACUCUUCACCAAAGAUGCCACACAUCGUGAGGUGAACGCUGUCAACUCUGAGUACCAGUCAAACGUACAGAACGAUCUUCUACACCGUUUCUACGCUACACUGAUGUCGUUUGAUGACCAUCCGCUUACCAUGUUCAACUGUGGUUCACUGGAAACUCUCAAUAAAGCCGAUCUACACUCAAAGAUGGUUGAAUUCUACCAUAAAUACUACUCCGCCAACUUGAUGAAUCUGGUCAUCAUCGGUCCACAGUCGUUGGAUGAGCUCGAGAAGUUGGCAACCUCUUAUUUCUCAUCGAUCAAGAACAACAAUGUGAAGGGACUUGAAAACUACGAUGCUAUCAUCGGACAUAUCUACAACUACAUUGAGCUCAUGAAAAAAGUAGAUGUUUCCUAUCUCUACGAUGAGAAACAGCAACUCCAACAUUCAAGAUGGGCAUCCAUUGGAAAGUCUGACUUGAUGUCCUAUGCCAAUGCCAUCAGUACACUCUUUUGUAUCAACUCCAUCGAAAGAGGUGACAUCCUAAGCUUUGAUUACAUUUUCGAGUCAUUCAACACCAAACAAUAUCAAGAGAUAUUAAACUGUUUCAAUCUAGAUAAUGCAAUUAUCAAUCUUUAUUCCAAACAAUAUGAAAAACAAGCGCAAUUGGUUCAUAAAUACUAUUGUUUCCAAUACUCAAAGGUUGCCAUUACAAAGGAAGAUAUUGAAAAAUGGAAAUCCGUUGAACCAACUCCAAAGCUGUACAUUCCAAUUCGUAAUCCCUACAGUCCAGAGAAUUUCGAUAUCAAGUCGGAACAAACCAAUGUCGUUCAACCAUUGGACAAGCUGUUCGAUGAGCAAGGAAUAACUGUUUUGUUCUCUCCAGACACUCAAUUCAAUACACCUCUUGCAAACUUUUAUUUUAAAUUCAACUCGUCGAUUGCCACUGCACGUCAACUCACCAUGGUCUAUCUCCUCAAGAAGUGUGCUAAAAUACUGUUGAAUGAAGAUGUUCGUUAUUUCGCUUUGAUGAACGGUACCACUUUGAAGUGGGACAUCACUCUGACCGGUGUGAGCUAUCGUAUCAGUGGAUUCAACGACAAGAUCGCUCCACUCAUUCUCGACAUCUUUAGUAAGCUCUCGACAUUCGACUUGUCAGAGUUCCAAUUCCAGCUGGCAGUUGCCAAAGCUCUCAAGAAGAAGAGAAACACCGCUUUCUGCAGUCCAAUCGAUCACGGACUCAAUCAGAUCCGUCCAUUCCUAAGCAACACAAUCUUUGGCACUGCCGAAGAUAUCCAUGUACUGGAAUCGGUCGACUACCAAGAGUUUCUCUAUUUCGUUCGUCAUUACUUCAAGACCAUGAACAUUCAAUCUGUAAUCACAGGUAAUCUCAGUCGUGAGGAAGUGCUCGACUUUUCAAAUCAAUUGCCAAAAGUAAUGAACGAGAGAAGACCAUCUCCAAAGUGUGACAUUCUCUAUCCACGUCGAGUAGAGCUUACCCAAGGCAAACGUUAUCAUCUUCGUCAAACCUUUGUUGAUGAGAAUCAAGUCAAUUCCGUGUGUAUUGCGUUCUUCCAGGUCGGUAAAGGUUCGGUUGAACUCUAUUCGAUGGGAAUGCUCUACAACCAAUUGAUCUAUAGUAGUUUCUUCAGUGAGUUGCGUACCAAACAGCAGCUUGGAUAUAUCGUUCAGACAGCUUCAGACACUGCACUGGCAACCGUCCAUCUACGUGUACAAGUACAAUCAGACACCAAAGAUCCAGAGUAUCUAUUUGAUCGCAUCGAUGAGUACAUUCAACAAGGAUUGAAGGAGGAACUCAACGCUUUAGAUGAAUCGGAGAUCCAAAAGUAUGUCACCUCUUUGCAAGAGAAAUUACUACAGAAAAAACCAAACAGUAGAUUUCAAGCAUUGGAAUACACUCAAAUUACUCAAACAUUUGAAGGUGACCAAAAAAUAAGACAAAAACAAGUUGAUUAUCUAUCAACUGUUAAGAAGUGUGACGUGUUGGAUUUCUUUGAACAAUAUGUAUUGAACAAAGAAAAGAGAAAAAUGGUCGUUGUUCAAAUCUAUGGUAGAGGACAUAAAAUCAAUCCAAUUAACGAUCCAAAUGCUAUUGAAUUGACUGAUCCAGCAGAAUUCAAGUCGUCAAUUGGUUUAUAUCCACCAUUCUGUUUAACUAAAUAA